Anolis carolinensis (green anole) is the source of this 1872-nucleotide messenger RNA. RefSeq names its product chaperonin containing TCP1 subunit 5 (gene cct5). Gene Ontology annotation, cellular component: chaperonin-containing T-complex. Bases 118 to 1743 code for a protein of 541 amino acids. Gene Ontology annotation, molecular function: ATP-dependent protein folding chaperone; ATP hydrolysis activity; ATP binding. The transcript has 11 exons. The record is from RefSeq and is a predicted model, not a curated record. Lineage: Eukaryota; Metazoa; Chordata; Lepidosauria; Squamata; Anolidae. Gene Ontology annotation, biological process: protein folding.
CAUUGGGCGGUCUCGCGAGAAGAGAAGAGCAAGCGAGAGGCGUCCGCCUUGUGGUAGCGGCGCUCACGCGGGUUCUUUUCUUUUCCUCGUUGCCGUUAGUCAGGCUCUGUUUCCAUCAUGUCGGCCGUGGGGACGCUGGCCUUUGACGAGUAUGGGCGACCUUUUUUCAUCCUCAAGGACCAGGACCGGAAAACCCGCGUGACAGGCAUAGAGGCCUUGAAGUCUCACAUAAUGGCAGCCAAAGCAGUAGCCAAUACACUCAGAACGUCACUUGGACCCAAUGGACUUGAUAAAAUGAUGGUUGACAAGGAUGGUGAAGUAACUGUGACAAAUGAUGGUGCCACCAUUUUGAAUAUGAUGGAUGUGGAUCAUCAAAUUGCUAAACUUAUGGUUGAACUGGCAAAAUCUCAGGAUGAUGAGAUUGGGGAUGGAACCACUGGGGUUGUUGUUCUUGCAGGUGCUUUAUUGGAACAGGCAGAGCACUUACUGUAUCGUGGUAUUCACCCUGUGAGGAUAGCAGAUGGUUAUGAACAGGCUGCUCGCAUUGCCAUUGAACACUUGGACAACAUCAGUGACAGUUUUCCAGUUGAUCCAGAGAACACUGAGCCUCUUAUUCAGACAGCAAAGACAACGCUGGGCUCAAAAGUAAUUAACCGUUGCCACAGACAAAUGGCAGAAAUAGCUGUAAAUGCAGUCCUUACUGUGGCAGAUAUGGAACGCAGAGAUGUUGAUUUUGAGCUGAUAAAAGUUCAAGGCAAAGUAGGUGGUAGGUUGGAGGACACCCAGCUAAUCAAAGGUGUGAUUGUGGAUAAGGACUUCAGCCAUCCACAGAUGCCUAAAGAAGUUAAAGAUGCUAAAAUUGCAAUUUUGACCUGCCCGUUUGAACCUCCUAAGCCAAAAACGAAACAUAAGCUUGAUAUCGCAUCUGUGGACGACUAUAAGGCAUUGCAGCAGUAUGAAAAGGAUAAGUUCGAUGAGAUGGUGAAACAGAUUAAAGACACUGGUGCAAACCUAGCUAUUUGCCAGUGGGGAUUUGAUGAUGAGGCCAAUCACUUGCUGCUUCAGAACGAGUUGCCUGCUGUUCGCUGGGUGGGGGGCCCAGAAAUAGAACUGAUUGCCAUUGCAACUGGAGGUCGCAUUGUACCUCGAUUCUGUGAGCUCACCUCUGAAAAACUAGGAUUUGCUGGCAUUGUGAAGGAAAUGACAUUUGGAACAACUAAAGACAAAAUGCUUAUAAUUGAAGAAUGCAAGAAUUCCAGGGCUGUAACUAUCUUCAUUAGAGGUGGAAAUAAAAUGAUCAUCGAAGAAGCCAAACGAUCCCUUCAUGACGCAUUGUGUGUGAUCAGGAAUCUUGUUCGUGACAACCGCAUUGUUUAUGGUGGAGGUGCUUCUGAGAUUUCCUGUGCAUUGGCUGUUAGUGAAACUGCGGACAAGUGUCCAUCACUGGAGCAGUACGCCAUGAGGGCUUUUGCUGAUGCCCUGGAAGUUAUUCCAAUGGCGCUUGCGGAGAAUAGCGGUAUGAAUCCCAUACAAACCAUGACAGCAGUGCGAGCUCGCCAGGUGAAAGAAAGCAACACUGCUCUGGGCAUUGAUUGUUUACGCAAAGGGACAAAUGAUAUGAAGGAACAGCAUGUCAUAGAAACCUUAAUUGGCAAAAAGCAGCAGAUUUCUCUGGCAACUCAGAUGGUUAGAAUGAUUCUGAAGAUCGAUGAUAUUCGCAAGCCGGGUGAAACUGAAGAAUGAAAAUAUAACACCUAAAGGGAAAUCUUAAGUGGCCACAGCAACAGGACUCCCUCCCAUUUUGUUUUGUUCUCUUCUAUAGGCUACUUUUGUUAUUGUAAUUUAGACCAAUAAAUCACUGUUGUGGUUUCA